AUGGCAGAACCACCAACCACUGUUUCCUAUCACAACCCAUUUGAUCAUGACCUUUCCAGCAUUGAAGAGAUCCUAAUGUCAGAUGAAAACCCGAAUUUCGAUCUCUCCGAGUUACCUUCUCUCCCAGAAAACAAUUCCUUUCACAUAUUAAUCUCUCAAUCCGGUGAUGAUAAUAUUGCAGACCCCGACGAUCCCCUUGUGGAUCCAUUUGUUUGGGAGGUUUUGAAUGACUCUGAUGGUAACAACUCUCAAGCAGGGCCUUCUGAUAUCCAUGGCCAAAGAACUGGACAUGACAGAGAGAAUAGUAAUCCAGAAAAUUUGGGUUUUGGAAAUCCGGUGCCAUUGUCUAUUUGGCCUGUAUCACCAGUUCCAUAUGCUUGCAGUUGCUGUCAAGUACUAAGAGAAAUAAUCCAUACUAAUGGCAUCCACAUGACAAAACUCGAGAUUCAUGGAAGACUUGGUAUGAUUUGUCACGCUGUUCUGGAGAAUCGAUAUGGUGCACAAUUGACCACACGAAACGAAGAGUAUCAAAUGUUUGAGGAAAGCACAAGCAGUGUAAAGCAGUUCCUAGUUCAAUACUGUGAAGGGCGUAAACAAGCUGGCUACAUUUUGCUGCAAGAUCCACUUUUAAUCUUCUAUGAGACCUUGUGUGUUGGAUUAAGUGGGGAUGACAACUUAUUGGAUACAGAUGGUUUCCUUCAACAAUCACCAACAAAUUCAGGUGAUUUCCAAAUGAACCUUCCCGAAAUGGAGGCCCAACCAGAACUUGUGAACCAAGCAGAGGCCGAGAGGAAGGCAGACAGACUUACUAAGACCUCUCUCGCUGCACAGGUUGUGCUAUGUACACUCUCGUAUCUUAAUGACAAUACCAAUCUAUACUCAACUUUGCCUACUUCUAUUAUUCUCAUUGCGAGGGAAAGAACAGGAAAGUUAACAUUGAAAGAUGUCAAACAGUAUUUCAAUCUUCCUAUAGAUGAAGCGGCCAAGAAAAUGAAUAUAUGUCCCACUGUCAUGAAGAAGAUAUGCCGCAGAGAUGGGUUGUUACGCUGGCCAUACAGAAAGAUAAAAGCCACCGAGAAGAAAAUAUCAAAGAAAAAAGGAAGUUUAGCCGCCACUGAUGUCAAAGAAAAGGCAGGGGCACAAGCGGAGAUAGAGAGCCUUCAACAAGAACUUGCCUCUAUAUUUGCAGCAAACAGUGGUUGA
Messenger RNA from Ilex paraguariensis (yerba mate), 1203 nucleotides. The record is from the annotation of a GenBank genome assembly. Lineage: Eukaryota; Viridiplantae; Streptophyta; Magnoliopsida; Aquifoliales; Aquifoliaceae.